This is a messenger RNA of Procambarus clarkii (red swamp crayfish), 1317 nucleotides long. The record is from RefSeq and is a predicted model, not a curated record. Lineage: Eukaryota; Metazoa; Arthropoda; Malacostraca; Decapoda; Cambaridae.
AUGGUCGGUAUUACAAUCUGCGAUCUGAAAGCUGCGGGUCAGUUUGACGCUUCUCUGAUUGCUACGCCCCGUAAGCAUCAGGUCGAGUUGGUGCAAAUGCUUAGACCUGGGGUGUCUCCAGGGAACCUUGUAAUGGGGCUUCGUGUCGAAGAAGGAAUUGAUGACACAGAGAUCAUAACGACAGCAGAACUCCAGAAGGCGCUGCCCAUUCUCAUUCAUUUUCCCAAAUCCAAACUAGCCCAGGCAGCAAGGCCAAGAGCUGUGAUCAGAACCAACCUUUACAUUAAAGUCUCCCAGGAGGAAGACUGGCUCUUGUUGAGCUCUUGUCAGGUGUCGACGGCAGACGUGGUAUUGAUACACUUACGGAGUGUGGCAAGUAGAGAGAAGGUGCUGGUGGACCUAGGUCCACGCGACCCUUCUCAGCCCUGGGUUAUGUUUGAGCCAGAAACACAUUUACAGUCUAACGUCCUCUUCCAUACGAAUUAUGAGUUGCUAGACGGGUUCUUCAACCGCACGAUGCACCACCGGAGAGACUCAGACAUCCUAGUGCUCCAUGGGUUUAUUGUGGGGCGUGGCCGGGACGCUUCCUUCCUGCCUCCAUCUUGGCGUCAAGAUCCUGUACUGUUUCCUAACAAAACCAGGAGGAAACUGGCCGUGGCGUUCGUUUCCAACUGUAAGGACAACAGUGGAAGGUUACAAUAUAUCCGAACUUUGAAGAAAUACGCCCGGGUUGAUGUGUAUGGCAGAUGCGGCGACCAUAAGUGUGGAAGUUCUCGAUAUGCUGAGCACGCAUACAAACCUGCAACGGAUCCCUGCAUGAGGAUGGCUGGCGAUAGUUACCUGUUUUAUUUGGCGUUUGAAAACGCCUUAUGUACGGACUAUGUAACGGAGAAGCUGUACAAACUUCUUUACUAUCCACUAAUUCCUGUGGUGCUUGGGGCGGCCAACUACAGCGCCCUCAUGCCUCCUGGCUCCUAUAUCAACGCCCUGCACUACACACCCCAACAACUGGCUUACAAAAUGAAAUACCUCGCCGAUCACCCUCAGAUAUAUGUAAGAGUGCAUCAGUACAACGGCACUGCAGUAAUGGUCAACCAGACCCAAGAAAUUGGUCUCGCACAACGGCACUGCAGCACAUUGAACAAUGAUGGGCUAAGCACGCCUCCUUGCGACGAACUCGACUCAAAUGGUGCAGAAAGUUUACUUAUGAGCCCCCUUGAAAGAACCGAGGCAGUUGUGAUACAAGGGUACCCCUUGAGGAUGUCAGAGAUGGGUCUGAAGGCUCCAAGAAAUCACAUUAAUGUGAUGUAUCAAUGA